Messenger RNA from Rhincodon typus (whale shark), 5170 nucleotides. RefSeq names its product ATP-binding cassette, sub-family B (MDR/TAP), member 4 (gene abcb4). NCBI's taxonomy places the organism in Eukaryota, Metazoa, Chordata, Chondrichthyes, Orectolobiformes, Rhincodontidae. Bases 215 to 4048 code for a protein of 1277 amino acids. The record is from RefSeq and is a predicted model, not a curated record. The transcript is spliced from 28 exons. Gene Ontology annotation, biological process: transmembrane transport. Gene Ontology annotation, molecular function: ATP binding; ATP hydrolysis activity; ABC-type transporter activity. Gene Ontology annotation, cellular component: membrane.
GUCAAUCAGUCUUCUGCAACAGGCAAUAUUGUACGGAUGACAAGCCGGCCAUCGUUUCAUCUUAUUACACAUCAGACUGGCAAUCAAAACCAUUCAAAGUUCAUUGUCCUUGAGGAACACACCCGUUUUUAUUCUUGCAGUCAUUGAGAAUACUUCAAAGGGGAUUUUCAUUUAACCCCGUUCGCCAGGAGGGAAAAAAAAGCCAGGUAAAGAGAUGCCAAACCAAUAUAUGAAAGGAAGCACGAACGAGACCGACAACAAAGAAGAUGAUGUUCCUACUGAUGGAAAAGUUGAGAAAAACAGUGAAACAAAAGAAAAGGAGAAGAAGCCUAAAAUGGUCAGCCCACUGGCUUUGUUUCGCUAUGCAAGUUGUGCAGACAGACUUCUAAUGGUGCUUGGUAGUGUUGCUGCUAUAAUUCAUGGAGCUGGCAUGCCUCUCAUGGUCAUAGUAUUUGGGCAGAUGACAGACAGCUUCGUCCAGAAUGAAAUUUUGAAAAACCUAACAGCAAAUGAACUUCUUAAUAUAAGUACUGCUGCAUCAGAGACUCUAGAAGAACAGAUGACAAGAUUUUCCUAUUACUACGUGGGUUUAGGGGCAGCUGUUCUGCUUGCUGCCUAUGUCCAAGUUUCCUUCUGGUCACUCGCUGCAGCAAGACAGACACAAAAGAUAAGAGAAACUUUUUUUCAUUCAUUAUUGCGGCAGGAAAUAGGAUGGUUUGAUGUCAUUCAGAUUGGCGAACUCAACACCCGUCUAACAGAUGAUAUUUCAAAGAUAAGUGAUGGAAUUGGCGAUAAAAUAGGCUUCCUCAUACAAUCACUGGCCUCCUUUAUAGGUGGCUUUAUGGUUGGCUUUAUCAAAGGAUGGAAACUAGCACUGGUGAUUCUGGCUGUGAGUCCGGUUCUAGGAAUUUCUGCAGCAAUCUGGUCCAAGUUGUUGACUUCCUUCACAAAACAAGAACAAAAUGCUUAUGCAAAAGCUGGAGCUGUGGCUGAGGAGGCAUUGUCAGGUUUCAGGACUGUAGUAGCUUUUGGAGGACAAAAGAAAGAAGUUGCAAGGUAUCAGGAGAAAUUGAUUGAAGCUGAGAAAGUUGGAAUCAAAAAGUUAAUUAGCAGCAAUGUAGCGGUGGCUUUCACCUUCUUAAUCAUCUAUGCAUCGUAUGCUCUGGCAUUCUGGUAUGGAAGUACCCUGAUACUGACUGAGAAUUAUACAAUUGGAAAAGUGCUAACAGUGUUCUUUUCAGUGCUGAUUGGUGCGUUUUCUAUCGGCCAGACUUCACCAAACAUUGAAGCGCUCGGCAAUGCAAGGGGAGCAGCUUAUGUGAUCUUCAACAUCUUGGAUCAGGAACCAUUAAUUGAUAGUUUUUCAGAAAAUGGACAUAAACCUGAUCAAGUCAAAGGAGACGUGGAAUUUAUAAAUGUACGCUUCAAAUACCCUUCAAGGCCUGAUGUUGAGAUAUUAAAAGGUCUGCACCUGAAGUUGAAAAGCGGGCAAACAGUUGCUCUGGUUGGCAGCAGCGGCUGCGGUAAGAGUACUACCAUCCAACUUCUGCAGAGAUUCUAUGACCCUGAAGAAGGAAUGAUUAUGCUUGAUGGACAGGAUAUCCGAAGUUUGAAUGUUAGACAUCUCAGGGAAAUGAUUGGUGUUGUGAGCCAGGAACCUGUCCUCUUUGCAACCACAAUAGCUGAAAACAUUCGCUAUGGUCGUCAAAAUGUCAGCAUGACUGAGAUAGAAGAAGCUACCAAGGAAGCUAAUGCCUAUGGUUUUAUUAUGAAACUGCCAGAUAAAUUUGAAACGUUAGUUGGAGAAAGAGGCACACAGCUGAGCGGAGGCCAGAAGCAAAGAAUUGCUAUUGCACGUGCUCUGGUGCGCAAUCCCAAGAUUCUGCUGCUGGAUGAAGCUACAUCUGCUUUGGAUGCUGAGAGUGAAGCUACUGUUCAAGCUGCUCUCGAUAAGGUACGCAAAGGCCGCACUACUAUAGUUGUUGCUCACCGUCUGUCAACAGUCCAAAAUGCAGACAUCAUUGCAGGUUUACAGGAUGGUGUCAUUUCAGAGAUGGGAACCCAUGAAGAACUGAUGAAGGCAAAAGGAAUUUAUCAUGCAUUGGUGACUGCGCAGACAUUUAGGCAUGAAGACAAUGAGACGGACAAAUUGGCUAUUGAGAGAAAUGAAGCUGAACCCAAGACUGUUGCUGCAAAGCCACUGCGAAGACAGUCAACACGUGCUAGCAUGAAAAAGCCAGGAACAGCUACAGAAAAUAAGGAUGCUGAUGUUCCACAGGAUGAAAAUCUUCCCAACAUGUCCUUUCUGCGUAUCCUUAGAAUGAACAAGACUGAAUGGCCUUAUAUACUUCUGGGAACAUUCUCUUCCAUUAUAAAUGGUGUCCUGCAGCCUGCAUUUGCUCUCAUAUUUUCCAAAAUUGUUGCUGUAUUUGCUAAUACAAACAAAGAACAUAUUCGCUGUCAGAGUACACUUUUUUCCCUGUUAUUCCUAGCACUUGGAGGUGUCUCCUUCAUCACAUUUUUUCUACAAGGUUUCACAUUUGGCAAAUCUGGAGAGAUACUGACAAUGAGACUCCGAUAUUCAGCCUUUAAGGCAAUGAUGCGACAGGAUGUUAGCUGGUUCGAUGAUUCAAAGAACAGCACUGGAGCAUUGACUACCAGACUUGCUACUGAUGCAUCUCAAGUUAAGGGGGCUACGGGUAUCAGACUUGGUUUGAUUUCACAGAAUGUAGCUAAUUUAGGAUGUUCAGUUAUUAUUUCCUUCGUCUAUGGCUGGCAGCUGACACUAUUGAUCUUGGCUAUUGUGCCAAUCUUGGCAUUAGCAGGAUUGAUACAAAUGAGAAUGUUCACUGGACAUGCCAACAAGGACAAGUUGGAACUUGAGAAAGCAGGAAAGAUUGCUGCGGAGGCAGUCGAAAACAUUAGAACCGUUGUAGCUCUAACAAGGGAAAGAAAGUUUGAAGAAAUGUAUGAAGAAAACAUGAAAAUUCCUUCCAGGAAUUCAAUAAAGAAGGCUCAUGUUUAUGGAGUCACCUCUGCAAUUUCACAAGCGAUUCUCUACUUUGCUUAUGCAGCAUGUUUUCGAUUUGGGGCCUGGCUGGUGACAAAUAAUUACAUGGUUUUCCGGGAUGUUUUCCUUGUAUUCUCAGCAAUUGUAUUUGGAGCUAUGGCUUUGGGGCAGACAAGCUCAUUUGCACCUGACUAUGCAAAGGCCAAGGUCUCAGCAGCUCACAUCAGAAUGCUGCUUGAUCAAACACCAUCUAUAGACAGCUACAGUGAAAGUGGUCAUGUUCCUGCAUCUUUUGAAGGAAUAGUGAAGUUCGAAGAUGUUGGCUUUAACUAUCCUACUCGACCUGAUGUGAUAGUGUUGCAAGGUUUGACGCUUUCAGUUGGGAAGGGACAAACCUUAGCUCUAGUGGGUAACAGUGGCUGUGGGAAAAGCACCACCGUACAGCUGCUAGAGAGGUACUAUGACCCACUACAUGGAAGAGUGCUUUUAGAUGAGCAUGAUGUGAAGGAUCUCAAUGUUCAGUGGGCUCGGGCACAGAUGGGUAUUGUGUCCCAGGAACCUGUUUUGUUUGACUGCAGUAUUGCUGAGAACAUUGCCUAUGGAGACAACAGCAGAGUUGUAUCCCAGGAGGAGAUAGAGGUUGCAGCCAAAGCAGCAAACAUACAUGCGUUUAUUGAAACUCUGCCUCAGAAAUACAGUACGUGUGUAGGAGACAAGGGCACCCAGCUGUCUGGAGGUCAGAAACAGCGUGUUGCCAUUGCUCGAGCCUUAGUCCGAAAUCCCAAGAUCCUCCUCUUGGAUGAAGCUACUUCAGCACUGGAUACUGAAAGUGAAAUGAUUGUCCAAGAAGCACUGGACAAAGCAAGAAAGGGACGUACCUGCAUUGUUAUAGCUCAUCGUCUGUCAACCAUCCAGAAUGCCAGUAAAAUAGUAGUGUUUAGUAAUGGCCGGAUUGCAGAGGAAGGAACACAUCAUCAGCUUCUUGCUAAGCAAGGUCUAUACUACAAUCUAGUGACUGCACAAAUGAGAAAAAACUGAGUGACUUAAGGAAAAAAAAAGAAAAUGAAAUUAUUACAAUUCAAUAAUUGAAAAAUUGUAAUUAGUAGUUCGGUUGUAAUUUCUGUUAAAUACCAAUGAAAAAGUAAUCCCAUGGAACAACACUUUUUUUAAUUUCUGAAGAACAUCAAAGGAAUCACCAAAGGUGAUUUCAACUUAUUUUACCUUCAUCUAGACAAUACAAAUUAUUGUCGCAAGAUUUACAUUUGUACCUAAGUGUUGGAGUGAAUUUGGUUACCUGAAUGUUAAUCAAACCGCAAAUAAAUGCAAAGUAGUGCAGAUGCUGGAUAUCUGAGAUAAAAACAGAAAAUGCUGGAGGAACACAGCAGGUCUGACAGAAACAAUGGGGAGAGAAACAGAGUUGAUGUUUUGAGUCCAGUAUAACUCUUCUAUGGAACACAGAGUUUAUCAAGCAUUUCUGAUUUUGUUAUUAAACUUGUUUGUGAUCUGUUUAAAAAAUGUUAAAUAUGUAAAGUUUAAAAACAAUAAUGUGAGGAGCACUCCCAGAUUUCCUGGAUUAAUAUUAAUGCAUAUGGCAGUUAGCCUGAAAGAGUUAAUCCAACAGUGUAUCUCCUGCCACUGCUCUGGCACUAUUGAUUUGCACCUUGAAACUGGAAGCCAUUGCUGACUUAACCCAUAUCCAUUUGCCUGGCGUUGUUAACGCCCAAGAAAACCUUACCACUGUCACUGCAGCAGCAGACCUCCUCAGUGCCCCACUCUCACAUUAUUGUUCCUAUUCUUUGAUGCAGGCACCUUGCUGCUAUGUUGCUGGCUGUUAUGUUAGAGACACCACAACUGCCUGGAUGGUGAGUGUAGCCCCAGCAGUUGGAGUGGGAUAAAGUGUAGCCUUGAUACGAGCAUAGCUACACCCACUGACAUAUAUAACAGUCUUCAGGAGGAGCUAGUCAGUGGUGUUUGUGUGUCAUUCUGCAGUCCUCUUUUAAAGUUAACAAUCAGUUAGCUUAAACCUUGACUUGUAUCUCCUUAGAAGAUAUGAAUGUAUCAAACCCUUCACAACUUAUAAUGAGCAGCAAAAACAAAGUUGCUGGAAAAGCUCAGCAGGUCUGGCAGCAUCUGUGGAGGAGAAAACAGUUAACGUUUCAC